Prunus persica (peach) is the source of this 2374-nucleotide messenger RNA. Its product is annotated as putative disease resistance RPP13-like protein 1. Gene Ontology annotation, molecular function: ADP binding; protein binding. The record is from RefSeq and is a predicted model, not a curated record. Gene Ontology annotation, biological process: defense response to other organism. Bases 269 to 2374 code for a protein of 701 amino acids. The transcript has 2 exons. NCBI's taxonomy places the organism in Eukaryota, Viridiplantae, Streptophyta, Magnoliopsida, Rosales, Rosaceae.
GAAACUGGACGAGUCGCUUGUAAAGAAACUGAAGAUAACACUAUUGAGCCUCAAUGCAGUGCUUAAUGACGCGGAGGAGAAGCAGUUCACGAACACUUACGUCAAAGAGUGGCUUGAUGAGCUUCAAGAUGCUGUCUUUGAUGCGGAUGACCUUCUGGAUGAGGUCAAUGCUGAAGUUCUGCGAUGCAAGGUGGAAGCUGAAUAUCGAACUGUCAAAACUCAGGUGUGGAACUUCCUCUCUACUUCUCUUAAUCCUUUUUAUCAAGGCAUGAAUGGUAGGAUUCAAGAGUUGUUUGAUAGAUUAGAACACCUCGCAAAACAAAAGGAUUUCCUUGGGCUGAGAGAAGGUGUUGUUGGGGGGAAGGUUUCUCAAAGAACUCCAACAACUUCCUUGGUGGAUGAAUCUUGUGUGUAUGGUAGGGAUGGAGAUAAAGAAAAGCUGAUGAAACUGUUGUUAUCUGAUGAUGCAAGCGACAAGGAUGUCUCCGUCAUCACCAUAGUGGGAAUGGGCGGGGUUGGCAAGACAACCCUCGCUCAGCUCCUUUAUAAUGAUGAAAAAGUGAAAGAGCAUUUUAAUCUUAGAACCUGGGCUUAUGUUUCGGAAGCUUUUGAUGUUACUAGGGUAACUAAGUCCCUACUUGAGUCAGUCAGUUCAAAAGCUUACGAUAAUAAAGACCUGAGUUUUCUUCAAGUUGAGCUAGGACAACAAAUAAAGGGCAAGAAAUUUCUGUUUGUGUUGGAUGACCUUUGGAAUGAGAACUAUGGUGAUUUGAGUCUCUUGCAACGUCCUUUUGCAUCCGGGGCAAAGGGAAGUUGGGUCAUCGUGACAACACGUAACGAAAGUGUUGCAUCUCUCGUGCGCACCAUUCCGAUUCACUUUUUGAAACCCUUGUCUGAUGAGGAUUGCUGGUUGUUACUUUCAAAACACGCCUUCGAAAAUGGAAACUCAAGUGCACAUCUAGAUCUGGAAGAAGUUGGUAAGAAAAUUGCUUCUGAGUGCAAUGGUUUACCUUUAGCAGCAGAAACCCUUGGAGGCCUCUUGCGUUUCAACACAAAUUAUGAGCAAUGGAAUAGCAUACUAAAUAGCAAUAUUUGGGAGCUGCCUCCUGAAAAAUGUAAUACAAUUCCAGCUCUAAGAUUGAGUUACCAUUAUCUCCCAACUGAUUUAAAACGAUGUUUUGCUUAUUGCUCAAUUUUUCCGAAGGGCUUUGAAUUCCGAAAGGAAGAUAUUGUUCUACUGUGGGUGGCAGAAAGUUUAAUUCCACAAGCUGAGAGUGAGAAAAGUAUGGAAGAGCUCACUAAGAAAUACUUUGAUGACUUAUUGUCACGAUCAUUUUUUCAAAGAUCAACAAAUGAGAAGUUCACAAUGCAUGAUCUCAUCAAUGACUUGGCCAUGUCUGUGUCAAAGGAAUCCUGUUUGAGAUGGAAAGGGGGCGAAUCACAUGAAGUUUUGAAAAAAGUUCGGCAUUUGUCAUAUGCUAUAGGCCAAUUUGAUUGUGCUGCGAAAUUUGAGCCAUUAUAUGAGGUUAAGCAUUUGCGAACCUUCCUACCUCUAAGAAGCAAAGAAUGGUGGUUUGAGCAUCAUGUAAUAAGUAAAAGGGUUUUACCUGAGUUAUUGCCAAAUUUAACAUGUUUACGGGUGCUAACAUUGUCAGAAUAUGAUAAUAUUGUUGAGUUACCCAAUUCUAUUGGUAACCUCGUUCAUUUGCGCUACUUGGAUCUCUCUAAUACCGGAAUCAAAAGGUUACCUUCUAUAGUUUGCACUCUUUAUAGUCUACAAACAUUACUAUUGGCAAGUUGUCGGUCUCUUUUUGAAUUGCCUGCAGACAUGAGAAAAUUGAUUAACUUGAGGCAUCUUGAUUGUAGUGGAACUCAAAUUGAAGAGAUGCCGGUGCAAAUGGGUAGACUAAAAAGUUUGAGAACAUUGACUACUUUUGUUGUGGGGAAAUCUACUGGGUUGACUAUUGGCGAAUUGGGGGAGUUCUCCCAUCUUGGAGGAAAGCUUUCAAUUUUGAAGCUAAAUAAUGUGGUUGAUGGUAGGGAUGCCUUGCAAGCUAAUUUGAAGAACAAACAAGAUCUCAAGGAGUUAGAGUUGGCAUGGGGCUCCAAAGAUGCCGAUCAUUCCGAAAAGGUGAGAGAUGUGCUUGACAACCUCCAACCUUGCAUGAAUUUGGAGAAAUUGGCCAUCAAACUCUAUAGCGGGACCAGCUUCCCAAACUGGUUGGGAGACUCUGCCUUCAAUAAAAUAAAAGUUAUGCGCCUCGAAGGCUGUCAUUAUUGCUUCAAGUUGCCACCGCUUGGACAGCUACCUGCUCUUAAGGAUCUCUUCAUAUCCAUUUCAGUCAUUUCAAUCACUGGAGAAGCUGGAGUUUGA